UGUUUAUUUCUUGAAAAGCCGCUGACAAGUAUUCAAAUUUUUGAUUUGUCGCAACUUUUCGCCGUUGGAAAUUUUAUCCUAGCCUAGAGCGCGCGGUAAUGGAGCACGAAGAGGUGACAAUGAGAAGUUGCAAUGGAACAACUCUUAACAUACCAUCCCAAAACAGAACGGAAGAGACAAACAUCUCAUCAACUCAGCAGCGAUUUGACUCCAAAAAUCCUUUCGAAGGACGCACGACACACUACACCGACGACUUGUGGACUUUCGUGUCCAUCAUAACAUUUGUAGCGGACAUCGGAUCUGACCUACUUGUAUGUGUCAAGUAUUACAGGGACAAAGAUUUAUGGUGGUUUGGCCUUACACUUGGCUUCUUACUAGCCGCUUCAUUUGCAAUGCAGUUGUUCUCGGCUAAGUGGCUUUUGGAAGAUGGCAAAAGACAGCACUGUUUCACAUACAUUUUACAUGUCCUUCACCUGGGACCAGUUCAGAGAUACUGGAACGUCCUCAGAUGUGGCUGGAAAGCGAGGCGAAAGAACGCAACUAUUCUAGAGUUUGCGGCGUUUCUGGCCGAAUGGCGGGACAUCAGCAUGCUGAGGCUUCUUCAAGCCUUCCUACAGUCUGCCCCUCAACUUGUUCUUCAGCUUUACAUUUUACUUCAGCGACCACGCCUGCGGGUGAAAGAUGACAUGCUCACCGCUGUUGCCGCCGCUUGUUCUCUCGUGUCCAUGAUCUGGGCCAUACUAGCUUACAGUAAAUCGUUAAGGGACUUCAGAAAGCAAGGUUACGUACUCUCAGCAGCCGGCUUGUUUUUCCAGGUACUAUGGCGCAUCUCCGUGGUGUCUUCACGUGUGGUUGCCAUGGUUCUUUUUGCGUCAUACUUUAAGCAGUGGCUGUUUGUUGCCGUCGGUGCACAUUGGAUUAUCAUGACUAUGUGGCUGAUAUGUCAGCGAACUCGCUUUUGCACAGAUGAAGACGGCAACGAGCAUCCGUACCGGGAGAAACUGUUCAGUGCUGUAAUUGGCUUCAUAUACAUCUUUUGCUUUUUCAACACACGAGAAGGGAUGACUCGGAAGCGUGUUGUGUUGUUCUACUCCAUCAUUUUAGUCGAGAACUCCUUGUUCGUAUCCAUGUGGUAUCCUCACCGGACAUUCCGUGGAAUAAUGGCUAUAACAGCCUUGGGGGUGGUGUGGGGAGGGCUUGUUUUUGGCAUAGUUUGCAUGCUGAUCUAUUACCGCUUCUAUCACCCCAGUUUGCCAGUUCAAGGAAUCUUUCUCCAAAAAAGAAGCUUUGAUCUGGAAGGAGAAGUGUCUCACACUUGGGUUUGCUGCUGGUGUUGUCGUGUACGAGGAUCAAGACAGAGAAAUGGCGCACUUGAGCAGAAUGGAGCUGACGGUUUGAUAACAAACGUGAACCGCAGCAAGAACCACCACCCUGCUCUGGAACUGGAAAUUCUCCCGCGCACUCCAUCAUGGGAGCUUGUACAAGAAGGCUUGCACGUAAAUGGGAACCAUCUUGGGCGCACGGGGUCACAUGACCUUGCCUCUGAUCCAGACCUUUCUCCUACUAAUAUCCUUGUUCACAGUACACCCGCACGGCCCUUAGGCAUGGCCAGUCAUCCGCUGGUCACAAGUCGCGUACCCAGAAUCACGGUGACGGGGGCAACUCCUGAGGUAAUGAGUCCGAGAGAUUCAAUUUCAAACUCUUCUCUCGUGACAUUAAAGGAGGUUGACAUGGAAACGCUAAAUAGUGUACAGUGCCCUGAUCACUCUGCCAGAUUAGCGGACCGGACGGAUGCUGCUACGGGAGAUACAGAACCAGAAAAGAUGGAUAAAGAUAAGAAAAGUUUUAAGACUAGACGGGGACUAGCUUUUGACGAUGACAUAACAUAUACGUCGCCAAAAAGUCCGACUGCUGGAGAGAUCAUUAGCUGGUUCCAUCCUGAGCAAGCUGGCUUCGACACUUCUUUAGACGCUGAGGAGGAAAACAACACAGAAAAGAUCAAUUAUGGCUCGCUGAGCUUUGGUAAUCGAUACAGUCUCGUGUCCUCGGACUGCAUCUCGUUAUCAUCCGAGAGCUCACGAAGCUCCGUGGACAGCAUAGUAUUUGCCGAUGAGGGUCCCGGCAGUUCCGGUGUUCAUAUUAAGAAAACGCUUUCUGAUGACAUCACUCUUAGGGCAAUGGAUGAAGGAAUUUUUUCUGAUGAGCGGGAUUCGCCAGCAAAAGCCAAUAUUCCUGAAGACCAAGAUAGAUAUUCAAAACCUUGUACACCCCAGGCCUCCAGAGUUAAUGCUCAAUUCCCUGCUUUAGCCAUAAACACCUUUCAGGAUACUUCUACAGGAGCCCAGGCGGGUGAAGCAGUAGAAAAGUUGUCUGUAUUUUCUGAAAACUCGGACGACGAUAGCCUCGACUUGGUUGAAUUGUUAAUGGAUGCUCCGUCAUCACCACUGUCUAAUCUGAAAAAGAGGAGCAGGGAAGCAGGAAACAGUGUGUCAUCCGAGGACAGAGAAAGUGUUGAAAGUAAACCGAGUAAUGUAAGAGAAGAGUCUGUGUCCGAGCAAGAAGAUGGACACGAAAGCGAGUCCACUGACGCAAGUAGUGACAGCAAUUACAGAAGGAAUCGCCAUCGCUCGUGUGACGAGAUACAGACUGGGGCGAGUGGUGUCCCGUCCUCUCCGGAUGAAAUAAAUAAACGGCACACGUUUGACUUUUCGCAAUUGUCGAAGAGCUCCAGGUCCCCUCGAAGACGAAGAGACAGGAAAUAUAAGCGCACGAAGAGAAAGGAGUUCGACAACUUUGUUGUCACCACACUGAAGCCAGGAAAGUACGGUUCUCUUCGGCGUUCGAUUGAUCGUCUGGCCAAAAUACAGGAAGACACGGAGGAAACUUUCUUACUCAAUACUGAGGCUGCAUUAAAUGCCUGCAUUCCUGAAGACGAGGAGCUUUCCUUGCCGACUCACGAUACAAGUGAAUUGCAAAAGAAAAGCGAAGAUGACUGCAGUACCAUGAAGCGUGAGUUAAGCUGCAGUACAGACAGCUCAAGUGCUCCUAUGCUUGAUUUUCAAGAACACAGAACGGUGUCUGACAGAGAGAACUUCUUGAAACGAAAGCGCAUGAAAAGAUUUUUAUCGAAGGAGUUGGCUCCUGGAAAAUUCUCAUCUGUGAGACUUUCUUCCGAAAGUGGACCUUCAGAUGAAAGUUUUCAAAUUUUCCAUGAAAGUGAGUUUUCGGGUAGACGGCAAGAGUUACCUUCGACAGUGUCUGCAGAUAGCUUGCCCAAUCGAAGUCGCCAUUCAAACUGUACAGGUCAGAGAUCAUAUAGUGGAAAUAGGAGAAAGGAGCUUCACGGAAAAGCGGUUAGUCUUCCAGAUGUUAUACGUUCAACCGGAAGUAAAUAUAGGCCGGUAGUUGAGAACAAUGUAGCUUCCGAGAAAGCUAUAACAAGUCGAGUAAAGCAUUCUCUUAAUCCUACACUUGGUAAGGACGGACACAACAAUACACGUGGAAGAGAUCUUGUUCCUGUCCUCAACAAAAGACACACCUAUGAUUUCGUCAAUAAUUCUGCCCGCCAAGUGGAAGCGAGGGAGCCGUUGGUCAAAAAUGAGAAUGGAAUGUGGACAGCGGAAGAUCGUCAGCAGCGGAGAUCUCAGUCUGAGGUUUUCAUUAGCACACGAAGUUCAUCUGUUUACGUUUAAUACAGGUGACUGCCAUCUCGUGACAAGAAAAGGGAGGGUAUAUGUUUCAGCAAGUAAAAACUAACGAUAUAAUUCCCCGACGUUUCGGCGACCUCAUGAAGCCAUUAUCGAAGAAUGAAUAAGUCAAAACGAGUUCAAAAGAGGUAAGACUUGUAGAUUUACCUAAAUGAAGUUAAGUUAGAGACUUAAGCGCGGAUCGAAUCUGUUUGUACAUUCAAACGCGGUCUCAAUUGUUUGAUGUACAGCAUGUACAGCAACAGUCUUUGGCUAACUUAACUUCAUUUUUGUAAAUCUACAGGUCUUACCUCUUUUGAACUCGCUCUCAUUUGUUCAUUCCUUGAUAAUGGCGUCAUAAGGUCGUCGAAGCGUCGGGACAUUGUAUCGUUAGUUUUUGCUUGCUUAUGUAUUUCAAAAGCAUAUAUUAAAGGUAACUUAAAAUUUCUGGUCUCAUGACUGAAUGUGCCAGUCAACUUCACUGAUGAUUUUUCUGAAAAAAAGUUCUAGACGGACCGGACUUCAGAACUGAUUUCGCUAGUCACAUAGUAAAUAAGCAUACGUAUUCGCUUUAAGCGUUAUUUGAGUCAUCUAAACAAACGGUUUUCUCAUUUGUAAUUUUUUUAGAUUUAGAGUUUUCCUAGGUGAGAAAUUAUACAUAACCGUUAUUUCGGACACUUACAAACAAACGUUUUUAUUUUAUAAAAUAAGUGUUACCUAGGGCGUGUAAAUUUUAAUUGAAAUCGUGUGGUUCAAUUGUCGAAAUUUCCACAGUUUCCAUGCAUUCAUGAGAAUUGAGACUCUGAGAUAUCUCAGUCGUCUGCUGUUACAGUUCUUCGACUCAUUCUCAUUCAGACAUUUCUAAAAUGUUUCAUCUAUGACAUACAUUAGAGUGUUAUCUUAUUCUUUCACCGCCGAGAUAUACAUCCAGACCGUUAGUAAUAAAAGGUGAUGUGACACCGAUUUAUUGCAUUGUAACAUUAGUGCAAAACACUUGGCAUACAGCGAGCGGAGUUAUCCUUGUUACUAUAAUUACAUCUAUUUCGGGAGUGCAUUUACCAUGAAAAGAAUUACAGUUACGCUCAAUUUAAAAUCGAAUAGGGUCUAUUGCCAGCUUUAUCAACACUUUCAAACCACUUAGCUAGUUAAACUUGUGAGUGGCAUGAUUUGAUUUCUACUGCAGUCAACUUCAAGGCAGACACUCUCAAUCUCACCGAGUUCAAGUCAGGUGACUGAAAUACUGUGACCUGUUUGUUAAAUUAACUAUUGAUGUAUUCGUUAUGAGUGAAAGUCAGCCAAACUGGACAUUUCAUUCCAUCUCGAAUUUCCCCCCCCCCCCCCCUUUUUUAUGUAAAUUAUGUAAAUUGAACAUAAAAAGAAUGCCAGUCUUUAGGAUCGUUUAUGCAAAUCAGUUGUAGAAAGAUUUUGAAACAAUUUAGUUUCAAGAUGCGCAUCACUCAAGCAAUGGCACGCAUAGAUUUAGUUAGUGUCACUGUAUCAUCGUAUUUCAAGCUUAUAGUUUUGUAAAAAAAAACAAUUCAGCUGAUAACAUCCAUGGGCUACAGCGUUGGCCCUGGCUGUAUUAAGCUUUAUUGGAGUCACUAGAAAGAGAAAAGUAUGUAAAUAGUUUGCUACUCUGAUGAUUUUUAAACAGUCACAAAUUGCAGGCCGGCGGACUCGCAAUGGUCAGGUAUAAGUUCGCAAUUACGUUCACACGUACAAUGGCAUUGAAGUAGGUGACGUUCGAUAUAUCAAUAUUCUAACAUGGUUCCGAGGCUUUCAGGACAAACCUCUAUAUUUGG
This is a messenger RNA of Orbicella faveolata, 5488 nucleotides long. RefSeq lists its product as uncharacterized. Lineage: Eukaryota; Metazoa; Cnidaria; Anthozoa; Scleractinia; Merulinidae. Gene Ontology annotation, cellular component: membrane. The record is from RefSeq and is a predicted model, not a curated record.